CGCCAAAUCACCGCACAUGGCUGACUCUCUUACUGAGGAGCAAGUCUCCGAGUUCAAGGAGGCAUUCUCCCUCUUCGACAAGGAUGGUGAUGGUCAGAUCACCACCAAGGAGCUUGGCACCGUCAUGCGCUCGCUCGGCCAGAACCCCAGCGAGUCUGAGCUGCAGGACAUGAUCAAUGAGGUUGACGCCGACAACAACGGCACCAUCGACUUCCCUGAAUUCCUUACUAUGAUGGCCCGCAAGAUGAAGGACACCGACUCUGAGGAGGAGAUUCGGGAAGCAUUCAAGGUCUUCGACCGCGACAACAACGGUUUCAUCUCCGCUGCUGAGCUGCGUCACGUCAUGACCUCCAUUGGCGAGAAGCUCACCGAUGAUGAAGUCGAUGAGAUGAUCAGGGAAGCUGACCAGGACGGUGAUGGUCGCAUUGACUACAACGAGUUCGUCCAGCUCAUGAUGCAGAAAUAAGCGGUGGGAACGCAUGUCUGAACGAUUACGUAUACCACGAUGGUGUCACGGCCGAGAUCUGAUUGCAACAAGUAAUUGAGCGGGUUGCACAUUUUGGGGCCAAAUCGGUUGCUCGCAAGACCCAGUUUGCUUACUCCUUGCCAACGUCUCCGGGAGACGACUCUAUAUCCUCAAUCCAUUUCUCCUGUGCCCCGACUCUCUGCCACCCUCAGAACAAAAAGUAAAAUUUGGACUGAAUCAUGUGCGACGCGUAUGCAUGUUGAAGAUCGACCUGACGUCCGUGUAAUUGGCACAGAGACC
This is a messenger RNA of Didymella exigua CBS 183.55, 766 nucleotides long. Its product is annotated as EF-hand. The transcript has 6 exons. Gene Ontology annotation, biological process: spindle pole body organization. Lineage: Eukaryota; Fungi; Ascomycota; Dothideomycetes; Pleosporales; Didymellaceae. The coding region runs from base 17 to 466 and encodes 149 amino acids. Gene Ontology annotation, molecular function: enzyme regulator activity; calcium ion binding. Gene Ontology annotation, cellular component: central plaque of spindle pole body. The record is from RefSeq and is a predicted model, not a curated record.